GAGGGAGAGGGGGGAGCCGCGCGCGCACUGGCGCACCGCCGCCUCGCUGCCUCCGCUAUAUAAACACACAUUGGGAGCACGACUGGCGACUCCAACUAACUCACGUUGAGAAACUGAGAAAGUGUAUGUGAAAAGAGAGAGAGAGAAGUAGAGGUAGAGAGAGUGAGUGAGUAAGUGAGUGAGAGAGGUAGAGAUAGACAGAGCGCAUCAGAGACGAAGCGCACACACAGAGAGACAGAGAGAGAGAGAGCGAAAGAGAGUAAAAGAGAGGGAGUCUGAGGAACUCAUUUAGAGCUCGUUUAGCGCUCCGACCAUCAGCAUCACCAUCAUCCGCGCGCAGAGACCGCACAGGAUUAUUCCUCCACCUCCAGUACCUGCUUUUAUCCUUCCUUUCUUUCUUUUUUCUUUUCUUUGCUUUUUAAAAAUAUAUAUUUUAACUUUUUUACUGCAUUGAAAAACAUUUAAACACAACAGCACAGGUCGGAGAAGUUUUAUUUUUUGUGCAUGAAGAUUUUGAAGCAUUUUCUUUGGCUUUUUGAAAUUUGAUUUUGAACUUUAAAAGCAGUUUAGGAGCCUGAUAUCAUUUUUUUUUAUAGUUUAUAACUUUUAUUCAGAACUUCAGCAUUAUAACGGCUUGAUUAGCCACGUGUUUGCAUACUAAUUCGUACAAUCUCCCAAUUUGUCUUAAUAGUCGCAAUUUGUUAUCUUAAAAAAAAUCAAACAUCUUUAAAGAUUCUUCCUUUUUUUUCUUGCAUCUAGAAAUGAUGUUCUACUGUCUGACCUCAACUUAACCCAGUCAAACUCAAGUCAGACCAAGACUUUUACCAUUCAGCUGAGCAUUAAACAUUAGGAGAGCUUAGAAGAGUUUUAGGCUUCAUUCCGGCUACAUUUUUUUUCUCCCUCCUCGUGUUUUCUUGUCCAUUUUUUUGUCCAGUUUGAUGAGCAAUUAACAGCACUCCUGUGUAACAGUACUCUCACUAGUACCUGUACAGCAGAAAGAAGCCCCUCAACCAGCAUCCAUCCAUCCAUCCGUCCAUUCAUCUAUCCCCCUGCUGGGCCCCUUGGGCUGGCCGUUGUUUCUCUCUCUCUUUUUCGCUCGCUCUCUUCACGCGAUGCUCUUCCAAGGCUUCGACGUGCUCUCAGCUCUGGCCACUCUGGCCGCGUGCCUGCUGUCUGUGGCGCUGCUGCUCGCCGUCUCUCAGCAGCUGUGGCAGCUGCGCUGGACGGCCACGCGCGACCGUAACUGCAAGCUGCCGAUGCCCAAAGGCUCCAUGGGCUUCCCCAUCAUCGGAGAGACGUGCCACUGGGUCAUGCAGGGUGCCGGGUUCCAUGCCUCUCGUAGGCAGAAGUACGGUAAUGUGUUUAAGACACAUCUGCUGGGACGGCCGCUGAUCAGGGUGACUGGAGCAGAGAAUGUGAGGAAGGUGCUGAUGGGGGAACACACUCUGGUGAGCGUGGACUGGCCCCAGAGCACCAGCACUCUGUUGGGGCCCAACAGCCUCGCCAACUCCAUCGGAGACAUCCACCGCAAGAGGAGGAAGAUCUUUGCCAAGGUCUUCAGCCACGAGGCGCUGGAGAGCUACCUGCCGAAGAUCCAGCAGGUGAUCCAGGAGACGCUGAGGGUGUGGAGCUCCAACCCGGAGCCCAUCAACGUGUACCGUGAAUCCCAGCGCCUGUCCUUCCAGAUGGCCAUCCGUGUUCUCCUGGGCUUCCGUGUGUCUGAGGAAGAGAUGCGCUUCCUUUUCCACACCUUCCAGGAGUUUGUGGAUAACGUUUUCUCACUGCCCAUUGACCUGCCCUUCAGUGGCUACAGGAAGGGCAUUCGUGCAAGGGACACCCUCCAGAAGGCCAUAGAAAAAGCCAUCAGGGAGAAACCGCUGUGUACACAGGGAAAAGACUACUCAGACGCUCUGGAUGUGCUGCUGGAGAGUGCCAAGGAGAAUGGGACAGAGCUCAGUAUGCAGGAGCUUAAGGAGUCCACCAUUGAGCUGAUCUUCGCUGCCUUCGCCACCACAGCCAGCGCCAGCACCUCUCUGGUAAUGCAGCUGUUGAAGCACCCAGCUGUGCUGGAGAAGAUGCGCGAGGAGCUGCGCAACUGCGGCCUGCUCCACGACGGCUGCCUGUGCCAGGGAGAGCUGCGUCUGGACAGCAUCUACAACCUAAAAUACCUGGACUGUGUCAUCAAAGAAGUCCUCCGCCUCUACGCGCCUGUGUCUGGAGGAUACCGCAUCGCCAUGCAGACCUUUGAGCUGGAUGGUGUGCAGAUUCCCAAAGGCUGGAGCGUCAUGUACAGCAUCCGCGACACUCACGACACCUCGGCUGUCUUCAAGGACGUCCAGGCCUUCGACCCCGACCGCUUCAGCGCAGAACGUGGCGAGGACCGCGAAGGCCGCUUCCACUACCUGCCCUUCGGGGGCGGGGUCCGCUCCUGCCUGGGCAAGCAGCUGGCCACCCUCUUUCUGAAGCUGCUGGCUGUGGAGCUGGCCGGGGGGAGCCGCUUCGAGCUGGCCAGCCGGACGUUCUCCCGCAUGGUGUCCGUGCCCGUGGUCCAUCCCACCGAUGGCCUGCGCGUCAAGUUCUUCGGCCUGGACUCCAACCAGAACCAGAUCAUGGCCAAGACAGAGGAGUUGCUGGGCGCCACCGUGUAACUGGCUGGACUGACGGGGGCUGUAAAGAGGUAGUGGAUGAGAAAGUGGAAAGUGGGCGGGGCCUGUUGAGAAAGAGAGAAAGAGAGAGAGAGAGAGAGAUUGAGAGAGAGAGAAAGACACUGUUACUGUUGAAAAAUUUGCCCCUCUCAAGCGGCAAGCUGUCAGUCAGUCAAGAGAGACUCUCUUUUCUUCUUUGUAAUUUUCAAGAUGUCACUUUGAUCUGCCAAAAAUGUACAGUCUAUCUUUUUUCUAAGAAAAUGUAAAAAAACGUAAGCAAAAAAAAACAAACAACAGAAACAAAGCAUCGACAAAAAGGAAAAACGGAGAAACAACUAUGUGUGUUACGUGUUACAGGUUACAUCAUACGCAGAUGCUUCGAGAUAAGAUGAGUGCACAAGAUGAAAGAAGCUGUUUCUGAAUGUUCGUAGAAGGUUAGGAGGACUGGGAGGUUCUGUAUCGGAGAGAAGGAUGGUCGUGUUAUUUGUGUUCAGAUAAGCAGACGUCACAGGGUAUGGCCAAAACGCGCGUUCACAGUAAAGUGGCCGAUUCUGAGGAAGGACGGGAAGAGUCAUUCUUAUUAUUAUUAUUACGGCCUGCGAAUGAGAUUCAGUACAGGGGUAUUUUUCAGGGUUAGUGUGCAUGUGUGUGUUUGUGUGUAUGUUACAUUGCCUAUGUAUGCAUGUAUGUAUGUAUGUAUGUGUGUGUAUAUGUGAGUGUACAUAUUUAGGGGGAAGGCGUGGAUUAUCAUUCAGGCUAGUAGGAGUGUAGGAAACAGUUUAAGCUAGAACGAAUGAAAGGAGGGUGUGAUUACUCAGGUGUGUAUGUAGUAUAGAAGGACCUUUAAGACUAACCCAAUUCUAUGUUUUAUCUAUAAUAUCUGCACAUAAGAGACAAUUCUUCAUUAUCAUUGAGUGAGUGUGAGAGUGAGAGAGUGAACAAGGUGAAAAUACUCAACCUGUGCUUUUUUUUUUUUUCAUUUUUUUGAUGCAAUGAUGUUGAUGUCAGUGUGUCAGGUUGCAUUGUAUUGAGUGUGUGUGUUUGUAUAUGUGUGUGUGUGUGUGUUUGUGAGAGAGACUCUCAAAAAAAAAAAAAAAAACAA
Astyanax mexicanus (Mexican tetra) is the source of this 3747-nucleotide messenger RNA. RefSeq names its product cytochrome P450 26B1 (gene cyp26b1). The record is from RefSeq and is a predicted model, not a curated record. The coding region runs from base 1113 to 2648 and encodes 511 amino acids. The transcript is spliced from 6 exons. Gene Ontology annotation, molecular function: oxidoreductase activity, acting on paired donors, with incorporation or reduction of molecular oxygen; heme binding; monooxygenase activity. Gene Ontology annotation, biological process: sterol metabolic process. NCBI's taxonomy places the organism in Eukaryota, Metazoa, Chordata, Actinopteri, Characiformes, Acestrorhamphidae.